Telopea speciosissima is the source of this 846-nucleotide messenger RNA. Its product is annotated as 1-aminocyclopropane-1-carboxylate oxidase homolog 1-like. Lineage: Eukaryota; Viridiplantae; Streptophyta; Magnoliopsida; Proteales; Proteaceae. The coding region runs from base 1 to 846 and encodes 281 amino acids. The transcript has a single exon. The record is from RefSeq and is a predicted model, not a curated record.
AUGACUACCACCGGUGACCAUGAGUAUGAUCGAGCGACGGCGAUAAAGCGAUUCGAUGAGUCCAAGAUCGGAGUUAAAGGCCUUGUAGACUCCGGCGCCACCACCAUCCCUCCUUUCUUCAUCCACCCACCCGAAACCCUCCCCAUUUCUACCCCCUCCACCACUCCUUCCGUCUCCGAUCUAAUCCCCGUCGUCGAUAUUACCGGCUUCGAUUCCGACCGUCGAUCUCGCAUUGUGAAACAAAUCCGUGAUGCGUCUACGGAGUUCGGAUUCUUCCAGGUCAUCAACCAUGGCGUCCCUUCAGACGUUAUCAACAGCACGAUCGACGCCAUCAAAGCCUUCAACGAGCAGCCAAUGGAGGUAAAGUCUCAGUACUAUACUCGGGACUUGGGUCGCGGCGUGUCCUUCGCCACCAAUUUCGAUCUAUAUCAGUCCAAGGCCGCCAGCUGGAGAGAUACGAUUCAUGUGUCGUUCAGCCCAACCUCACCCGAGAUCGAGCUUAUUCCGGAGAUAUUCCGGAGAGAGGUCCUGGAGUGGGAUCAACACACGAAGCGGUUGGGAGAGGUUCUGAUGGAGAUCCUGUCGGAAGGGUUGGGUGUGAAGAAAGAGAGGUUGAAGGAGCUAUCGUGUUUGGAAGGGAGGGUGAUGGCGGCACAUUACUUCCCCUACUGCCCUCAAUCUGAUCUAACGUUGGGAGUUACGUCUCACACUGAUCCGGGAGUGUUGACUGUGCUGCUGCAGAACCAUAUCGGAGGGUUGCAGGUGAAUCACGGUGAUGAGUGGUUGGAUGUGACACCUGUGGAUGAUGCUCUUGUCAUUAACAUCGGCGACAUUUUUCAGGUAUGA